UAUGGUUCCUACACCAUUACUCAUUGAUUUCUCCAAAAUAUUUUUUAAAAAAUCAGUAUUGAUUUUACAGGAGCUGUCAGUUACUACCCCUGCAGCCUGUUCUCAGCUUGCUGGCUUUAUACAAGCUCAGCUUGCCCCUACCCAUCUGGGCUUCAUCUGGCUCUCACGCAGGUGCAGCCUAUCAGGUUAAUUGUGCUAACAACCUGCUCUGCCUUUUGUGAGAUGGGCCCUCCAUUACAUCCCUCUCUUUACUUCUCUCCCUUGUGAAAACUGACCAUUUAUCCCUACUGUUUUCUGUCUUUGAACCAGUUACUGAUUCAGGAGAGACUGUUCCUUUUAUCCCAUGAUUGCCUAUUUUGAUAAAGAGCCUUUGGUGUGGAACUUCAUCAAAGGCUUUCUGAAAGUCCAAAAUCUGCCACAAAGAGGAAACAAUGGAGUUUUGGAAACAAGGGAGGAGCUGACAGAGAUGCUCCGGAUCCAGCAGAUUGUUUGCUGUCAGGAAACGUUGAAGCUGAACACAAGGCUUUCAUUGCAGAUUUCUAUCAAAAGACCUAAAAUUAGUGGCAUCAGGAAGGAAGGAUGUAGGUGUAUCGCUAUUGCCUUGCCUCUUUCCAGCCUGUAAUUGAGGGUUCCGAAGGGCAGUGCAUAGUUUGUCUUUGGUGAAGAACUCGGCUCCAAAGGUUAAGAAGUCUCUGUACAGUCACCCUUUGCCGACUACUGCAAGCUGAUAAGAUAACAAUGGGAGUGACUGUGGGGAGUGGCGGGUGUCGGCUCACAGCUUCUCCUUUGCAGCUGGGCUCUUAGCACUGCCGAGUACAUGUGAGGCUGCACCUGAUACCCGAGCGGAGCAUGCACUUUAGAAGGAAGCUGCCAAACCCACUCAUGCACAUACAUGCAUCUGUUUAGGGACUCUAUUUGGACACACACAGCAAUGUAGGUGCUGACGUACCCACGCCUGCUCCCGGAGAGAUGAUGGUUCGACGAGGGCUGAGUGCCUGGCUCCCUCGGAUGGUCGUUCUGCUUGUGGUGCUCUGCUCUGCCGUGUCCGUCCUCUACAUGCUGGCCUGUACGCCGAAGGGUAUUGAUGAGCAGCUUGCAUUCCCCAGGGCCAACAGCCCAACGGGAAAGGAGGGGUACCAGGCCAUUCUGCAGGAGCGGGAGGAGCAGCACCGCAAUUACAUCAACAGCCUCAAGAAGCAAAUCGCGCAGCUGAAGGACGAGCUGCAGGAGCGGAGCGAGCAGCUGAAGAGCCUGCAGGACCACUACACUGACUCGCUGGGUCCGGGGCUGGAGCACAGCAACCCAGAGAAGACCCCUGCCGACCUGCUGGAGUUCCUGCGCUCCCAAAUCGACAGAGCUGAGGUGCACGCCGGCGCCAAGUUGCCCACGGAGUACGCGGCUGUGCCCUUCGAGAGCUUCACCCUGCAGAAAGUAUAUCAGCUGGAGACGGGGCUGACACGCCACCCCGAGGAGAAACCCGUGAGGAAGGACAAGCGGGACGAGCUGGCGGAGGCUAUUGAGUUGGCCCUGGAGACUUUAAACAGCCCAGACAGUGACAGCAACGCAAAUCAUCACAUGUACUCGGCCUCGGACUUCAUAGAAGGCAUGUACCGAACAGAAAAAGACAAAGGCACGUUGUACGAGCUUACUUUCAAAGGAGACAGACCACACAAAUUCAGACGAAUCGUUUUAUUCAGACCAUUUGGUCCCAUCAUGAAAGUGAAGAAUGAGAACCUCAACAUGGCCAAUACGCUCAUUAACAUUGUAGUUCCAUUAGCCAAGAGAGCCAGCAAGUUUCGACAAUUUAUGCAAAAUUUCAGGGAAAUGGGCAUUGAGCAGGAUGGGAGAAUUCACCUCACUGUAGUUUACUUUGGAAAAGAACAAAUGAAUGAAGUGAAAGCGAUACUUGAAAACACCUCCAGAUCAGCUAACUUCAAGAAUUUCACCUUUAUCCAACUGAAUGAAGAAUUUUCGAGAGGGAAAGGAUUAGACAUAGGUGCUCGCAUUUGGAAAGGAAACAACGUCGUUCUCUUUUUUUGUGAUGUAGAUAUCUACUUCACUGCUGAAUUCCUGAACACCUGUAGAUUGAACACACAGCCAGGGAAGAAAGUAUUUUACCCAGUUCUUUUCAGCCAGUAUAACCCAGGUAUAAUUUAUGGGCACCAUGGUUCCAUCCCGCCCUUAGAACAGCAGCUGGUUAUAAAGAAGGACACUGGAUUCUGGAGAGACUUUGGCUUUGGAAUGACAUGUCAGUACAGGUCUGAUUUUAUCAACAUAGGUGGCUUUGAUCUGGACAUUAAAGGCUGGGGAGGAGAAGACGUUCAUCUCUACCGCAAAUACCUUCACAGCAACCUUAUCGUGGUCAGGACGCCUGUCCGAGGCCUCUUCCAUCUCUGGCAUGAAAAGCGCUGCCUGGAUGAGCUGACCCCGGAGCAGUACAAGAUGUGCAUGCAAUCCAAAGCCAUGAAUGAGGCUUCUCACGGCCAGCUGGGGAUGCUCGUCUUCAGGCAUGAGAUUGAGGCUCACCUACGCAAACAGAAAACCAGCAGCAAAAAGACGUGAAGCCAAAACCCAACUAGUUGGUUGUAUUUUCAAAAAGACUAUAGCUGCUUAAAGAGAGUGCGGGAGCGGGAGCAGGAAAGCUGGAGCUGGCAGGAAAAGGAAGACAAAGGAAACGCUUGCACUCCCUUUUCUUGCCGUCCUUAGCAGAGCUUUUGAAUAUGCCGUUUAGCCGGCUGUCCCCCACUGGCUCAUGCCACGGAAUUGGAGACAAAGGCAGAGCGAAACGGAAGGUGGUAGAAACCAGUACCUUGUGUUUGAUACUUGUGCGCCGUAACAAAGGGUUUGUUGCGUUUCAUUGAAAUAUCCACAUGCGAUGACAGCUGCCCUGAUCCUGCAAAGACUUCUGGCCAUCUUUAAUAUACUCCAGUGGGGUUGCUCAUACACGUAAGUGUUGGCAGGACCGGGCCUCGCAUGGCCUAUGUAUUCAAAAGCGAGGAGUGAUUUUAGGGGUCCACUUUGACACACCUAAAAGGGGCCUGAUUUUCAAAAAGCAUAGAGCACCCGCCCUUCAAAAAACACUUGUUACAGGUGGCUCAAAUAAUAUCCACAAUCAGUAGUUACAUUUGAAAAUCUGGGCCAGUCUUUAAUAGUUAGACACAUUCACAUUUAGUUUCAUAGCGAGCAGCGUCUAAGAAAAAGCUUUCUAGAAUCUAGAAAGCUAAAGAUCAAGUAAAAUAUGAAAUUCCAAAAUGCUGGAAAAUGGUGUUAUACUCCACUCUGUACAUUAAACCAAAAAUGAAAAGCCAGAGCUUGGAGCUUUCUUUGGACUAGUCUGUUGUUCUAGAGAACUUUUAAGUAUCUGGGUUGGUUUGUUUUAAAGUGAACAUUUUUUUGCUUGUGAGUUAUUUUGUGCCGAUGUAAGUUUCCUACUUCAGGCCUUACUGAGAAAUAGCAUAACCUUCCUGUACGUUUUGAAAAUGGUUUGCAGUUUAGAUCAUAGAUCCAUUUUUCUCACCAGUCAGGUGUCUAUCCUGACACUGGUUACCAGGUUGAAAUGCACACCUUCUUUCUACUGGAGACAGGGUGAAGAGAAUUCACUUAUCUGAAGGAGAACACAAAUACUGAAAUGAAGGAGAAACUUUUCUAUUCCAAUAGAAAAGGGAACAUAAUCUGCAAUCCUGAUUUAAUGAGAGACUCUAAAUAAUGAAUGUUGUACGUAAGAGCAGCCAUUCUGGGUCAGACCAAAGGUCCAUCUAGCCCAGUAUCCUGUCUACCGACUGUGGCCAAUGCCAGGUGCCCCAGAGGGAAUGAACAGAACAGGUAAUCAUCAAGUGAUCCAUCCCCUGUCACCCAUUCCCAGCUUCUGGCAAACAGAGGCUAGGGACACCAUCCCUGCCCAUCCUGGCUAAUAGCCAUUGAUGGACCUAAUAGGCACCAAAAUGAAUGAAGGACCUCUUUGUGACUUGUUUAUACCAAAGUAUUCAGUAUAAACCAAAUCUAGCAUUAUACCCAAUGCAUAGUGGAGUUUUUUGUAAGACAUAUACUUCUAUGAAGGAUAAUUGGAGCCGCUAAGACUUGAUAUGCUGACAGCGUUCCUAAGUGCUUCCCAGAAAUUGAUCUGCUUUUUAAUUUUAAGAGUUUUGUUUGAUAGUUGCAUCCAGCACUGUUCAAACCAUGUCUUAUUGCUAUCAUAAAAUAUGUUCUUUUCAUGCUGACUGUUGUUUCGUUCAUCAUUUUAGAUUUUAUUAACCAACAACAGAGGCAUGGGCUGGUUGGCUGCUUUCCUAGCUUGAGCUCAUUGUUCAAUAGCUUCAGAGUCUUUCAAGCCAUUUGGGAUACAAACUUGUAUUGUCAUUAAUUGUGCAUUUACCAGGUGGAAAGCCAGGGGAAGGCAGAGUGUAGGACAGCAGUGUAGCAAUGAAUAAGAUAGGGUUUAUAUGGCCAUU
Mauremys mutica (yellowpond turtle) is the source of this 4448-nucleotide messenger RNA. Its product is annotated as chondroitin sulfate N-acetylgalactosaminyltransferase 1-like. Gene Ontology annotation, cellular component: Golgi cisterna membrane. Gene Ontology annotation, molecular function: glucuronosyl-N-acetylgalactosaminyl-proteoglycan 4-beta-N-acetylgalactosaminyltransferase activity. The record is from RefSeq and is a predicted model, not a curated record. NCBI's taxonomy places the organism in Eukaryota, Metazoa, Chordata, Testudines, Geoemydidae. The transcript has 11 exons. Bases 970 to 2562 code for a protein of 530 amino acids.